AUGGGGGGACCCGCCGGCCAGCCAGGCCCGCAAGCGGGUUGGAAGCGUAGUCGGGGAGUAGCCGCGAGCAGGGGCUCGAGCGGCUUGCUUGGAUCAAUAGGGGCACGUGUGCGCCACUCCCCUUCCAUGUCACCGGUGGUCAACCAGCUGUGGGGCAAGGAGUGGUCGUACACACGAGAGGACUUUGCCUAGAAAGCUAACUUUACUAUAUAUUCGCCCGAAUAAUCCGCGCACAACCGAUGUGGGACUAAACCCGCGUCACACCUUGUUCAGGGGCGGGCGACUGCCGUGGGUUCGAAUCCUCCUAGAGUCAAAAUUCAUAUAUUUUUAACUGAUUAUCGCGACUUUCCUGCAGAUCGCCGGUGAAGGAUUAAGCAACCGGAAUCGCUAGAUCAUCGGCGAAAAUCUCGUCAACGCGAUUCGCGGAGCAUUGCUACUAAAAUUGCUGAACGAUUCGCGAUAAAAGGAUCGCAAUCCAUCGAGUAAAUCAUCUCCGAUUGAUCGACGAACAAGCCGUCGUCAGGAAGAGGACGAUCCGCCGGGAGACGAGUCGCCACCUCCUGAGAGCGUACCAGAUGCGAUGAAGAGCCUCCCCUUGCUGCGCGGACCUGAGGAUGAAGCUCCCUGACACGCGCCCCACCUCCAUCCAGCUCCUCUCCGUCGGGUGACAGCCGCCGGAGAGCCGCAAAGUCGCCGUUUUUCCGCUCCGUCGGGUGAUAGUCGCCGGAGAUGACUCGACGACCCACUUCAUUGAUCUCUAGACUUCGCGAGAAGAUCUAGAGAUUGCCUACGUCGUCUUUGUCCAAGGAGAGCCUUCGAGGCCGUGGACACUGCACGACGAUCCUCCCGAACGCUCAGGAUUCCGGUGCAUCGCCGAAGCAUCGCCGUCGCGACGCCGGAACUCUGGUUUCCUGCUUUCAAUUUAAGUUACGCUUUAUUUAGUGAUACUUUGUGUGAUUUUAAUUUACCAAACUAUACUUCGUUCAAUUACGAUUCUUCCGGCUUUUACAGAUCUUAAUUUGAUUAAUUAAAUCGUCUGUAAUCGCUUACGUAAGAAUCGCCGGGUGGAACUCUAUUUCCGCCCGAUUCGCGUUCGCCGGGCGCUAACGUCAUCCUGUCGUCCACACCCUUAUUUCCUCUUUUUUUUCGUGAAUUUUAAAUAUAUUUCCUUUUCAUUUCCUAGUAUAAAAUUCAUAGAAAUUCGUAUUCAUUGAGGAAAACUCUGAAUAAUUACAAAAUAUUAUAUUACAUCCCUGUGAUCGACCUGGGAAAUUACCGCUAUUUUUGGAACUUUUAUUGAAUUAUAAUUGAUAUAUUUAUUUAUAAAUACUUCUAAAUAUCCGGAAAUUCGUAUUUUCUAGUUUUAUAAAUUUUAGAUUUGCAUGAUUUAAUAUACAAUGACUGAGUCACGUCAAAUUUUGGCGCCGUUGCCGGGGAUGUAUUGCAUAAUAUUUAGUAUUUUUCUAUUUUUCUCUUAGAGUACACAAAAAAAAAAAAAAAAAAAAAAAAAUUAACUCUUGUUUUAUUUUCUUUUUGCCGAUUUUUAUUUGAAAAAAGGGAACGAAAAGAAGCACGGCAAGGACUGGAGCAUCCUGAAGGAGGGUAACAGUUACUAACUUUUUCCCUCGAAUUUAUUGAUUUUUAUGCAUGGUAGAAGAUCCUUGCAUCCAAGGCUAGAAAAUCCUUUCAUUAUUUCAUUCAAAAAGAAAAAUCCGAAAGAAAAAUUAAUUUUGAUGGAUCCUGAAGGAAGUACAGGUCAAACUGAGAACAAUCCUAUGGCCAUGAAAAAUCAUUAUAUCCCUGAUUCAUUUCAAAGAGCAUCCAAUAUUAGAGUCCCAUUAGCACCCACUAUUAAAUUCGAAAUAAAUCCAGGAAUUUUUCAAAUGCUCCCUAAUUUUCAUGGAUUGCCUUUAGAGGAACCUCAUCAGCACUUGGAAAAAUUUCAUAUGGUCUGUGAUUUAGUUAAUCUCUCUCAAGUUACACCGGAAAUUAUUAAGAUGAAAUUAUUCCCUCAUACACUUAGGGACAAAGCUAGUCAUUGGCUAUCCACAUUAGAUAGAGAAUUAACUAGGUGGAAAGAUAUAGAACAGGCCUUUCUUCGAAAAUUUUAUCCCUUAGGAAAAACUCAAAAUAUGAGAAAACAUAUAUGGAGUUUUUAUCAAAGACCAGGAGAAACUUUGCAUGAGACAUGGGAAAAAUUUAAAGAUUUACUUAGAAAGUGUCCUCAUCAUGCUAUACCCAAGUGGCAGCUCAAUAGAAUUUUUUAUGAUGGAUUAUUAGAACAACAUAGAAAUAUGGUUGAUUCUAUAUGUGGAGGAGCUUUUAUGGAGAAAACUCCUGAUGAGAUUUACAGUCUUUAUGAGAAUUUAAGUGAAAAUUCUAGAGAUCAAGCCUCUUUUGAAUUAUAUGACAGGGAUAAGAAGAGAAGAAUUUAUGAAUUGCAUCAUGAUGAUGAUUCUAAACUUAGAAAUGAGGUUAAUCAGAUUAAUCAAAGAUUAGAAAAAAUUGAUUUACUUAUUGACAAUAUUAGAAAGCCUUUUAACCCUCAACUUAAUUCGAAUAGUACAUGUCCUAUGUAUGGUGAAAACGAUUAUUCUGAAUUUCAAUGUUAUAAUUUAGAUCAAUCAUUUCACCCUAUGCAAGAACAAGUGCAAGUGGCUCACGGUUUUAAUAGAAACAGGGAACCUUUUUCAAAUUCUUAUAAUCCUAAUUGGAGGAAUAGUUUUUCAUGGAGAGACCCAAAUAAUAUUCAAAAUCCAGAAGCACUUAGACCCAAUUCAAACUCUGAAUUUCGUCCAAAACAAGAAAACAGAUUUCAGAAAAAUCAGUCCUCUCAAAUCCAACCUGAUGCUAUGGAAAUGAUGCAGCAAAUGAGCCAAAUGAUGCAACAAACUAUGAACCAAAUGAUGCUGCACCAGAAACAAAUUAUAGAGGCUCUUGGGAAUAAGAGAGAAGAGGGACAGCUACCUAGUCAGCCCAUAGAAAAUCCAGGGAACCGCCCAACAAUAGGAUUUCAGCAUGAAUCUAGGAAAAAACCCACGAAAUGAAAAUGUUAGGACAGUGAAUGCAUUAAGGAGUGGUAAGAUCUUAGCUGAUCCUUAUCCCCAAACAUUAGAAGAAAAAGAAAACGUGGACAACCCAAAACAAAAUCAAAUAGGAGUAGAAGAGGAUUUUAUAGAUUCUACCAAGGAAAUUUCGAAAGAGAGGACAACCAUUCCAUUUCCUAAAGCUCUAGAGCCUAGACAAAGAAAGAAAAAGGAACACAAUGAAGAAAUAAAGAAAAUUUUACAAGAUGUGCAAAUUAGUCUUCUUUUACUUACUGCCAUUGAACAUAUUCCUGAAUAUGCUAGAGUUUUGAAAGAAAUGUGUACACCAAAAAGGGCACCUAGAGUAGAAAAAUUAUCUAUGCAUGCUAGUGCAUUAUUAUUAAAUCAAUUACCAUAUAAAUUGAGAGAUACAGGUGCCCCUUUGAUUUCGUGUGAUAUUGAUGGAUUCAUUUUUCAGAAUGCAUUACUUGACACCGGUGCUAGCAUUAAUUUAUUACCUGCAAGUAUUUGUGAUAAAUUUAAUAUUUCUCAUCUUAAACUUUCUACUGUUACCUUACAAUUUGCUGAUAGAUCCAUAAAACAUCCUAAAGGUAUUUUAGAAAAUGUGAUAGUGACAGUUAAAGGGUGUAAAUUUCCAGCUGAUUUCAUAGUACUGAAAAUGGAUUUUAAUGGACAGUUUUAUGAUACACCAAUCAUCUUAGGGAGACCAUUUUUGCAUACAGAAAAGAUGAAUAUUGAUUUUCUCACAGGUAUUGCGAAAAUUUCAUGUGGAGAUCAAUCAGUAGAAAUUAAAAUUUUUGAGAUAUCAAAUGAUAUUAAGAAAUCCCAAGUAUAUGAUUGUCAUACCAUAGAUCUUCUAGAUGAUUUUGAUGAUCCAGAUGUUAUUGAUGACUGUGUGCUGAAAGAAUUAGAGGAAAUAGAGAAUAUAAAUUUAGAAGAAAAGAAAGAGGAAGAUCAUCUGAAUUUAGAGUUGAAACCUCUUCCCUCUAGUUUAAAAUAUAUGUUUUUGGAGGAAAAUAAUUCAUUUCCUGUUAUUAUUGCAGCUGAUUUGAGUGAUGAACAGGAAGAAGAAUUAUUAGAUGUACUUCGAAAAAAUAAGAAAGCUAUGGGCUGGAAAAUGGACGAUCUAAGGGGCAUUGAUAUGAGUGUAUGCAUGUAUAGUAUAUAUUUAGAGGAGGGGGCUAGAACUAGUAGGGAACCACAACGAAGAUUAAAUCCUAACAUGAUGGAAAUUGUAAAAAAGGAAAUUUUAAAGUGGCUGGCUGCUGAUAUUAUUUAUCCUAUUUCAGAUAGCAAAUGGGUUAGUCCUACACAAGUAGUGCCAAAAAAAUCAGGGAUUACGGUUAUAAAAAACGAAAAUGGGGAUGAAAUACAAACAAGACUAACUACCGGUUGGAGAGUUUGCAUUGAUUAUAGAAAAUUAAAUUCAGUUACUAGAAAAGAUCAUUUUCCCCUACCAUUUACUAAUCAAAUUCUAGAAAAAUUAGUUGGAAAAAACUUUUUUUGUUUUCUAGAUGGAUACUCUGGUUAUAAUCAAAUUUAUAUAAACCCUUUAGAUCAAGAAAAAACAACUUUCACUUGUCCAUUUGGUACUUUUGCUUUUAAAUGCAUGCCUUUUGGUCUGUGUAAUGCUCCAGCCACAUUUCAAAGAUGUAUGCUGUCUAUUUUUUCUGAUAUGAUUGGAAAAUGCAUGGAAAUUUUUAUGGACGAUUUUUCUGUUUUUGGCGAAUCAUUUGAUGAAUGCUUAAAUCAUUUACAGCAUGUACUUGAGAAAUGCAUAGAGAAAAAAAUUAGUUUUGAGUUGGGAGAAAUCACAUUUUAUGGUUAAAGAGGGAGUUGUGUUGGGUCAUAUUGUGAGUAAAAGGGGUUUAGAGGUGGAUAGAGCAAAAAUUGAUAUUAUAUCUAAAAUGAAACCUCCAAAUUCAGUAAAACAGAUUAGAUCUUUCUUGGGUCAUGCAGGUUAUUACAGAAAAUUUAUUCAAGAUUUUUCGAAGAUUUCUAAACCUCUCACCAUGCUAUUAUCUAAAGAUAUGCCUUUUAAUUUUGAUGAGAAAUGUUUUGAGUCUUUUUCCGUAAUAAAAAGAUUACUUACUGAGGCACCCAUUUUACAAGCUCCUGAUUGGUCCCUUCCCUUUGAAAUAAUAUGUGAUGCAUCGAAUUAUGCAGUGGGGGCUGUUCUAGGACAAACAAAAGAGUCAAAACUCAUAGUAAUUUUAUAUGCUAGUAAAACUAUAUCCGAUGCUCAAUUAAAUUAUACCACGACUGAAAAAGAGUUGUUAGCUGUAGUAUUUUCGUUAGAAAGGUUUAGAUCAUAUAUUUUGGGAGCUAAAAUUAUUAUUUAUACUGAUCAUGCAGCAUUAAAAUAUCUGUUAAAUAAGAAAGAUGCAAAGCCACGUUUAUUAAGAUGGAUUUUAUUGUUGCAGGAAUUUGACUUAGAAAUAAAAGAUAAAAAAGGUUUCGAGAAUGCUGUUGCUGACCAUCUUUCUAGAUUAAGUGACACAGGAAUAAAUGCAGCACCUUUACAAGACGCAUUUCCAGAUGAACAAUUGAUGGCAGCUCAACAUCAACCAUCACCAUGGUAUGCACAUAUUAUUAAUUUUCUGGUUUCUGGAAAAACUCCAGAACAGUGGGAUAAGAACAGAAAAAAUCAUUUCUUUUCUAAGAUUAGAAAUUAUUUUUGGCAUGAUCCUGAUUUAUAUUACUUGGGCAAUGAUCAAAUUUUAAGGAGAUGUGUUCCUGAAGAAGAAUACCAUAGCAUUAUUAACAUGUGCCAUUCAUCUAACUGUGGAGGACACUUCUCUAGACGAAAAACAGCUGCAAAAAUUUUUCAGUGUGGUUUUUAUUGGCCUACAAUCAUUAGAGAUUCUAUAGAAUUUAGUAGAACAUGUAUUUCAUGCCAAUCUAUAAGUAACAUGAGUAAAAAAGAUGAAAUGCCCAUGAGUAACAUGUUAGUAGUCGAAAUUUUUGAUGUAUGGGGAAUAGAUUUCAUGGGUCCCUUCCCAUCAGCUGAAAAAUAUGAAUAUAUUUUGCUUGCUGUUGAUUAUGUGUCGAAGUGGGUGGAAGCUAUUCCUACUAGAACUAAUGAUCAUAAAAUCGUGAUGAAAUUUGUGUAGGAAAAUAUUUUUUCGAGAUUUGGAUGUCCUAGAGUGAUUAUUAGUGAUGGAGGAACACAUUUUACAAAUAAAAAUUUCAGAGAACUGUUGAAAAAGAAUGGAGUACACCAUAGAGUAGCCACUCCAUAUCAUCCCCAAACAAAUGGGCAAGUUGAAGUAGCAAAUAAGGAAAUUCAGAGAAUUUUGAGAAAAAUAGUUAGACCAGAUAGGAAAGAUUGGCCCACGAAAUUACAAGAUGCAUUAUGGGCUUAUAGAACAGCUUAUAAAAAUCCCAUAGGUAUGUCCCCAUUUCGUCUCAUUUUUGGAAAGCCAUGUCAUCUUCCUGUGGAAAUAGAGCAUAAAGCAUUAUGGGCUAUAAAAAAUUUAUGUAUGGAUGAAAAAUCAGCUGGUGGGCAUAGAAUUUUUCAGUUACAUGAACUAGAGGAGUUGAGGAAUGAAGCUUAUGAAAAUCAUAGAAUAUAUAAAGAAAAAACUAAAACUUUUCAUGAUAAAUACAUUAGCAGAAAAAAAUUUGAUGUUGGACAAAAAGUGUGGUUAUAUGAUUCUAGGCUGAAAUUAUUCCCAGGAAAAUUAAAAUCAAAAUGGAAAGGGCCUUAUGUGGUGGAAGAGACAUAUGAUCAUGGGGCUGUAAUGAUUAAAGAUCCUAAAAGUGAUCAUAACUUUAAGGUAAAUGGACAGCGGCUUAAACAUUACAUAGAACAUGAACGCCUUGCAGAAAAAGAAAUUUUAUUAUUAAAAGAAAUUCAAGAGUAAGAUCAAGGAGUCCAGCUGGAGACAUUAAAUUCAGCGCUGCAUGGGAGGCAACCCAUGGUUUUUAUUUCAUUCUGUUUGAUUUUUUUUUAAGCUCUGUUUUUCUUAGAAUUUCGCAGUACUUGUUUCUGUAUUUGUUUUUUUUCGAAGAAGUGCAGGAGGAGGUGUGUAAGAUGAAGUGGAAAAUUAAAAACGAGGUUGAGAUGAUGUCUUUCUGAGCUUUAUCAUUUAUGACAAUAUUUUUAAUGCUUAACUUUGCAUAUAUGCAUGCUUUACUUGAAAAUUAUAUUUUCUGCAUAUUCUGUUUCGAUUUUUUUUUGUGUCAUUGAGGACAAUGUCAUUUUUAAGUCGGGGGGGAAGUAUUCAUUAUUAAUUUAUGCUGUAGGACGAUUAAGAACAUGUGUUUGCAUUUUAUUCAACUUAGAACAGCAACUAAAAAAAUAAAAAAAAAUCACCGAAUUCGGAAAAACUGCAACAUCUAUUUUCUGGUUUUCUGUCAGGAACAACAGACUGUUAAAAACAGCAGAUGAAAAAACAACCCGAAAUUUGAAAUUAUAGAGACCCUUUUCUCACAUUUCAAUCCCCUAGACAUAUAUUACUGAAAUUCGAAAUUACAGCUAUAAAGAAGAUAGUUUUGAUUUAUUUUUGAUAAAUUUAUUGCUCCUAAAAUAGAACUGAAAAUAGAAAACAGAACUGUCAGAACUAUCUAAUUUACAAAUUCCUUACAUCAUAUUGCAUGCAUGAAAAAUUAAAUCAAUUAGAUUGAUUGAUACCAAAAGAUACUAGGAAGAUUAUUAUUGAGUCAAAAGAAUGAUCUAGUAGCAUGAAAUGUUGGAAUACUCCUUGGAUACAUGAUAGAUAACAUGGAUUUGAUUUUACAGAUUUUCACUUCAUGAUCUUGAUGGAUAAUAUUUACUUGAUGUGAAAAUUUGAUUGAUCAUUUGAGUUUAAUGGAGAUUUUUGCACCCUGAUCUAUAGGACUUGUGAGGAGAAAUCACUUAUUUCAAAAAAAAAAAAAAAAAGAGAGAGCAAUGUGAAAAAUCUAGAAACGAAGAGUACACAUGGAGGGUGUGAGACAUCAUUCUCAUUGUCGAAAAUCGUGCAUAGAAAAACACUUGCUAAAAAAUAAGUGGAUAAAGUGAAAGCCCUGAAAAUGAAGAGCACACAUGGAGGGUGUGAGACAUCAUUCUUAUUGUUGAAAUUUGUCUACAGGAAAAGCUACUUAUCCACUAUAUAUAUAAAAAAAAAAAGAAGGAAGAAAUAUAGUGCAAACUUCAAAAAUCAAGUCAUAGAAAAAGGGAAAUGUAAGAUCAAUAUUAUUCUUGGAUGAGUAUUGAUAAUUGGAACAUCUUGUAAAUACAUCUAUGAGUGAAGAAGUGAUAAAGAUGUGAAUAGAAGAAGUGAAGUCUAGAUUGUUAUUCCAAGGAGUGUUUAAACAUUUAAGUGCUUGACAUCAUUCUUAAAUACUUGAUAUAAGAAUCCAAAGUGUUUAAAGGUGCAUCAUUUCUAAUUGUAUUUCUUUUCUGUAUUGAAAUAUGAUGUUUGAGAUUUGUAAAUUUUUAUUUUCGUAAUUCCAUUGCUAAGGGACUAGCAAUGAUUUAAGUUGGGGGGUGUGAUAAGUCUUCAUUAUCAUGAGUUAAUAAUUAGUAAAUAAUAUAGUUUUAGCCUUAACUCAUGAUAAAUAGACUUAUAUUUGUGUUAAAGCAUGAAAAGUGGUUUUCAGUUGAUUAACGUGAAUUUUGGGUAAUUAUGUGAUUUUAUACGAUUUUUACAGUCUUAGUUUUGAGAUAAAUGAAGAACAAGAAAUAAAAAUAAAAAUAUUGCAAAAUGGGGUGAUCCGCCGGCCAGCCGGGCCCGCAAGCGGGUCGGAAGCGCAGUCGGGGAGUAGCCGCGAGCAGGGGCUCGAGCGGCUUGCUUGGAUCGAUAGGGGCACGUGUGCGCCACUCCCCUUCCACGUCACCGGUGGUCAGCCGGCUGUGGGGCAAGGAGUGGUCGUACACGCGAGAGGACUUUGCCUAGAAAGCUAACUUUACUAUAUAUUCGCCCGAAUAAUCCGCGCACAACCGAUGUGGGACUAAAUCCACCUUGUUCAGGGGCGGGCGACCGCCGCGGGUUCGAAUCCUCCCAGAGUCAAAAUUCAUAUAUUUUUAACUGAUUAUCGCGACUUUCCUGCAGAUCGCCGGUGAAGGAUUAAGCAACCGGAAUCGCUGGAUCAUCGGCGAAAAUCUCGUCAACGCGAUUCGCGGAGCAUUGCUACUAAAAUUGCUGAACGAUUCGCGAUAAAAGGAUCGCAAUCCAUCGAGUAAAUCAUCUCCGAUUGAUCGACGAACAAGCCGUCGUCGGGAAGAGGACGAUCCGCCGGGAGACGAGUCGCCACCUCCUGAGAGCGUACCAGAUGCGAUGAAGAGCCUCCCCUUGCUGCGCGGACCUGAGGAUGAAGCUCCCUAACACGCGCCCCACCUCCAUCCAGCUCCUCUCCGUCGGGUGACAGCCGCCGGAGAGCCGCAAAGUCGCCGUUUUUCCGCUCCGUCGGGUGACAGUCGCCGGAGACGACUCGACGACCCACUUCAUUGAUCUCUAGACUUCGCGAGAAGAUCUAGAGAUUGCCUACGUCGUCUUUGUCCAAGGAGAGCCUUCGAGGCCGUGGACACUGCACGACGAUCCUCCCGAACGCUCAGGAUUCCGAUGCAUCGCCGAAGCAUCGCCGUCGCGACGCCGGAACUCUGGUUUCCUGCUUUCAAUUUAAUUUACGCUUUAUUUAGUGAUACUUUGUGUGAUUUUAAUUUACCAAACUAUACUUCGUUCAAUUACGAUUCUUCCGGCUUUUACAGAUCUUAAUUUGAUUAAUUAAAUCGUCUGUAAUCGCUUACGUAAGAAUCGCCGGGCGGAACUCUGUUUCUGCCCGAUUCGCGUUCGCCGGGCGCUGACGUCAUCCUGUCGUCCGCACCCUUAUUUCCUCUUUUUUUUUCGUGAAUUUUAAAUAUAUUUCCUUUUCAUUUCCUAGUAUAAAAUUCAUAGAAAAUCGUAUUCAUUGAGAAAAACUCUGAAUAAUUACAAAAUAUUAUAUUACAUCCCUGUGAUCGACCUGGGAAAUUACCGCUAUUUUUGGAACUUUUAUUGAAUUAUAAUUGAUAUAUUUAUUUAUAAAUACUUCUAAAUAUCCGGAAAUUCGUAUUUUCUAGUUUUAUAAAUUUUAGAUUUGCGUGAUUUAAUAUACAACGACUGAGUCGUGUCCUUGGUCGCGUCUGUGGGGUCAAUAGUCCUCGUAGUGGGGUCGGGUGGCGGUGGUGGUGGACGUGGGAGAUCGUCCUUAUGAGCAGGGUAGACCGGCUCGUGGUGAUCAUAAGUAUCUUGUGGCCAACGACCGCCCAAUUGAUCGUGGCCAUCGUCGUGACGUGGUGUGUUGCAGUGACGAAGAUUCCCUCGAUGAUGAUCGUGAUCGAGGUACUGGUGAUCAUAUGGAUCACUAUUGGGGCUCAUAGGCCGGCGGGGCUCGCGAUGCUCUUGAUAUGCCUAUGUAAUAGGGGGUGCGGUCAGUGGUGCGACCGGAUACGCAACCAGCAGUGGAGCCAGUGGCGGUGGGCCAUGAGCUGCGGCUACAAAGGUAGCUCGCUCCAGAUGUUCAAUAGCCUAGGUCAUGCUACACAUGACAUCAUCUGGAAGGGAGCGCGCUCCAUCCCUUGAAGGGUACCGGGGCAAAGGUUGCCAUUGGCCACCUCUACCAUGACCCCUAGUACUCUUCGGUGGAUAGUAGGGCACGGAUUCCUUCCCAGCUCGGCGGCUCAUAGCCGCAGGCGGCUGGGACCGCCUUGAUGCCUCUCUGGCCGACAUAGGGCUCAGAGUCUCUCGGGGUCGGGAGGGGUCUGGUACCAAAUCCGUCGAUCUCGACGAAGAUGGUGGACUCGUGUCCACUCUAGCUACUCAGAGAGUAGCGGGAUCUAAGGCCUCGUACGAGUGCCGUGAUGAUGGUUGAUGUGACUUAGUCGUUGUAUAUUAAAUCACGCAAAUAUAAAAUUUAUAAAACUAGAAAAUACGAAUUUUCAGAUAUUUAGAAGUAUUUCUGAACAAAUAUAUCAAUUAUAAUUCAAUAAAACUCCCAAAAAUAGUAGUAAUUUUCCAGGUCGAUCACAAGGAUUUAAUAUAAUAUAUGGUAAUUAUUCAGAAUUUUUCUCAAUGAAUACGAUUUUCUAUGAAUUGUAUACUAGGAAAUGAAAAGGAAAUAUAUUUAAAAUUCACGAAAAAGGGAAAUAAGGGUGCGGACGUCAGGAUGACGUCAGCGCCCGACGAAUGCGAAUCGGGCAGAAAUAGAGUUCCGCUCGACAAUUCUUACGUAAGCGAUUAUAGAUGAUUUAAUUAAUCAAAUUAAGAUCUAUAAAAGCCAGAAGAAUCGUAAUAGAACAAAGUAUAUUUUGGUAAAUUAAAAUCACAAAAAAUAUCACUAAAUGAAGCGUAAAGUAAGUUGGAAGUAGGAAAACAGAGUUCCGGCAUCACGACGGCAAUGCGUCGGCGAUGCACCGGAAUUCUGAGUGUUUGGGAGGAUUGUCGUGCAGUGUCCACGGCCUCGAAGGCUCUCCUUAGACAAGGACGGCGUGGGCAAUCUCUAG
Spirodela intermedia is the source of this 11514-nucleotide messenger RNA. Lineage: Eukaryota; Viridiplantae; Streptophyta; Magnoliopsida; Alismatales; Araceae. The record is from the annotation of a GenBank genome assembly.